Symbiodinium sp. CCMP2456 is the source of this 4590-nucleotide messenger RNA. The record is from the annotation of a GenBank genome assembly. NCBI's taxonomy places the organism in Eukaryota, Dinophyceae, Suessiales, Symbiodiniaceae.
AUGGCCCACACCGGGUUUGUGAAGAGGCUGUUCAGUGAUAGGAGGUAUGGCUUCAUCCACUCCAGUCCCUGGGACUCCGACGGGAGCGAUGUUUAUUUUCACUUCUCUGAGCUGGAUUACGGAGAACACGUGGCCGAAGGGACCCAAGUGGCCUUUGACCUCGAGGAAGAUCCCUGGAGUGGAAGGAUCAAAGCCGUAAAUGUCACCCAGAGGCAGAGCCGUGCCUGGGGAAGCGAGGAGAGGGGCCAAUGGCCCAGUGGGGAGCCAAGUCAUUCUGGAAGGGCUUCUGCCUCUGCUUGGGAGCGGACACCAGCGGACGGAAGCGCACACGAGUGGAAUGAUGGGUCUUCGCAAGGCUUCGCCACGGAGCUUCGGGCGUGGCUGUGCGGCCUCGAUCAUGGCAACGGGGAGAUGCUGCGGUUUGCCGAAGCGAUUUCCCGGCACUACGACACCUGGGAAGCAUUGCUGGAGGGCUCCAUCCAGGACGCCGAUGCGCAGCCGGUGUUGCUGAAGGAGGACUUCCACUACAAAAUCGGGCUCCUGGAGACAGGCCACACCGUCCGAAUGGCCGCGGGCCUGCGAGAUGUGUUGGACAAAGCCCCGAGCAAGAGCCGGGAAGCACAUCCAGAGACAUCGUUUCAGCCAGACUCUGGCAGAGAGGUCCAGCCACAGACCGAGGACUGUGACACGGACAGUGGGCCAGAAGAUGAAUCCAAUGAAGGCUGCAUCCUCAUCUUCGUUUGCAUCAUGGCUCGGGGCGUUGAGUUGAGCUUGAGCAUGCCUCGAGCUAGUACCGUCGGGGAGGUCAUGGCCAAGCUGGAGGAGCUCGAGGGUGUAGAGCAUGGCACCCAGCACUUGUUCUCACUGUCGCAGGCGAGGAAGCUCGAGCCCGAGGAAGUCGUGGCCGAUGGCGCCCAGCUCUUUCUGUCGAGCCCUGAAGAUGAGCGUAUGCUGUCACUGCUUCCGGAGCACAUCCGGCCCCACCUGAACCCGGCGUCUCUUGUGGAUGUGGUGCUUGACUUGGACCGGAAGCCGGUCGUCCACGAGCGAGACGAGCAGGGAAAGCUGUACAAGCGCGUCCUCGAUGCCUGCCCACUUGUGCAGCAAGACGACUUAGAUGCCGCGGAAGCUCACGAACUGCUGGCUGGACGGUGGACCAAGGAUAACCGCUCUGGCAUCUCGGGCACUCUCCACAGGGUGGCCCGCAUUGUGGAUCAUUACGGUGGACGAAGUCUGACUGGCCUGACGCUUCGCAUGGCACAUCCCAUGUAUGGCCUCGCAGAGAAAGUGCCACAUCUGCGCAGAGUCAUCGAGGAUGGAAAGUCGCUGCUGGUCCUCGGUCCCCCCGGCUGCGGCAAGACGACCCUCCUGCGCGAGGUGGCACGCUCCCUUAGUGAAGAGUUCAAUCGUCGCGUUUUUGUCGUCGACACCUCGAGCGAGAUCUGUGGCUUCGGCAGAAGCGCGCAUGUUGCGGUUGGCCGAACGACGCGAAGGAUGCAGGUGGCGGACAGGAGCCUCCAGCACCAGGACAUGCUGGAAGCAGUGCAGAAUCACACGCCAGAGGUGCUGGUCAUUGACGAGAUUGGGAGCCAGGACGAAGUUGAGGCAGCUUGCCGCAUCGGUUUCAAAGGCAUCGCUUUGGUCGCCACGGCGCACGCAAACAAUUUAAAAGAGGCCAUUGACAAUGUGGCUCUGCAGUCCUUGUUCGGUGGUUUUCAGACCAGCACAGUGUCAGACCAAACUGCCCAGCGUUCCGCCGACGGACGCAAGUUUGUGGAGCAGCGCCGCAGUGCGCCGGUGUUCAAGAGCCUGGUCGAACUUGGCCGUGGAUCCGGCGACGAGUGGGUUGUUUACGAAGAUUUGGAGGGUGCCAUCGAUUUGAUCCUCGCAAGGAAGCCCGCUCAAGGGGUCCGCGUGCCUGCGCCCAGCACCCGCGGGCGGAUUGCAAAGCCAACGUCAGGCCAUCGAGUCGGCAGAGAGUCGCAAGAGCCCACGUUCAGAGUUUUCGGGGCCGAAGAGACUCGGGGAAUUUUUGGGUCCUCCUUCCCGGAGCGCCGGGGCGGCAGGCUGGAGGAGUUGAUGCCUCUCACUCCGGAAGCGGGUGCGAUUGCACCGGAUGAGCUGGAGGCCCGGAGAGCCAUGCGAGAUCGAGAAAUUUCAGGUCGAGCCUACCGUUUGUGCUUCGACGGCGGCGUGGAUGGUGGCGACAAAGGACCUGGUGGUGCGGGAGCCAUCCUCCGUCGGCUGAGGGCCGGAACGGGCCAUCCGGAUCGGCGGACUGGGAGGACUUGGAUGCUGUACCAUCCGAAAUCCUGUCCGGAACUCAUGGAGUAUGCUGGCUUGCUGAUGGGUUUGCGUGGCGUGUCGCAGAUUUUGCACACGCUGAAGCCGGCCCCGGAGGCGAUCCUGAUCGAAGGUGAUUGCAAGCUUGUGGUCGACCGCCACAGUGGAGGUCGUGCGGCACAAAGCUUACGCAGUGAGCACCCCGACGUCGAAGCCAAGCUGGAUGCCUUGGCAAACUUGGUGGACGAGGCCAGGCAGCAACUGGAGAGGCAGAACGUUACGCUCGACGUGGUGAGGUGGCGCAGCCGGACCCGGAACAAAGCGGCCGACCGGCUCUCGCACGAAGCGCGAGAGAAGCGCCUGAGCACCAUCGAGCUGGACUCUGAGGUUUUGGCGCUUCUGAGAGCCUUUGAGGUCGGCCAGGUCCCAACUCUCUGGGAGGUGAGAGAAGCGCAUCCCAUGCUGCGCAUCGCACAGGGCGCCGUGAUCCACCCAAGGCAGCUUGUGGGGCUGGUGGGCCUCGAGCUGAAACCCGACUCAGCCGACGGGUCUUUCAGCCUUUCGGUGCGGGUGGACGGAGCUUGGGGCAAGGCUGAUUCCUUUUCGCUGGGCCUCGUGCCAACUGGCACCAUCGAUUUUACACGUGCGCAGGACUUCGUCGCCGGUGAGGUUGGCUUCUGGUUCAGCCCGAAGUCGGGCACCGUUUGCGGGAUGCUGGGCGGGCAAAAGGCCGAGUUCACACUGCCUUCCUUGAGGGGAACGCACCCGCGGUCAGCUAGUGACAAGAAGAAAGCGACUCUUCUGAACGGUGCCAGGUGGGGCAUGACGUACAGGCGAGGAGGCCUUGAACUCUUCAUGGCGAUGCCGGAUGAUGAGCUGCAGUCACUGGGGCGCGUGCAGUGGCCCUGGGGCGAAGUGUUGCCGCACCGUGCAUACUCGGCUGCGGUCCUCUUCAAGCCUAGGCGGGGUGGCUCUGGCUCUGUUGGGUGGCCCAGCGCCAGCCAGCGGCAGGGACUAGGUCCUUUACCUUUGAGGACAUGUAGCAGCUGUAGCAGCGAUGCUUACCUGACGCUUCUGGGAGAUGGCCUUGGCACGUUUCUUUCGAACAAGGCUUCCUGGACGCUGCAGGGUUUUCAUCCAGAGCUCGACUUCCUGUGCCGUGUGCCAGAGGGAGAAGCUCUGCAUCUUCGGUGCUGUAGGAAGUGCUUGUCACUGCACAGCCGGGACAUGGACACCGAAAACUUCCUUCGCGGCUUGGGAGACGAAGACCUUGCGGUCUGGCUCAGGCGGAGGCGCCAACAAGUGCUGGCCACUAAUGACAUUACCGUUGACCGUUUCUUCCAAAGAGUCAGCCCAGGAGUUGAGAUCAUUGGCAGGGCCAUCCUUUUCCCGCAGACCUUGUUCGGAUGCGAGUGGGUGCAGUUUCCAGCUGAAACCAUGCGCCUCGCUGUGAGGCUCAAGGGGCAGUGGACAAACAGAGAGAGCUUCCUGCUCGGCAUCACCCCUGAGGGGUGUAGCUUUGGAGAUGCAACCAUAGCUGAGAUGGGUUUUUUCUUUUCGCCGCACAGUCUCAGCUUGAUCGGAUUGGAUGGCACUAAUUUCUCCUGGCCAGGCACCCUGGAAGAGGUGUGGUGCCAGCAGCUUGCAGAGAAAUGCCGGGCAAGCCUUCCCAAGUUUGAUGGUGGCCUGCAUCUUGAAUACCGAGAAGAUGCUUGCUGGUGCAUCGAAAGAACCGAUACGAAUGAGCUUGCCAUCUUUUACAAGCCAGCCUAUCCCGUCAGAGGCGUCGAAGCGCAUGAGUGGGUACAGCUGGGCGUGGUGCCUUGGAAGACGGCGACUCUGAGUCAAUGGAGGCAGUGGCAUUUCACGAUUGUCUUCAAGGCUGCGACUUCACUCCGUCGGGGCAGGGUGACCAAAGCCGGAAAUCUUCACGAAGAAAAGAGAGAAUGUCCUAAUGAUUAUCGUGGCCCCUUUCUUGGCCACGAAUGUGGCAACAAAUCACAAGGCCCACGUCGUGGCAGCGAACGCCCUCGUGUCGAGAUGUUGCUUGAGCAGGAUUUGACUGGUGACCUCUUCGGCGGCGCCCCUUCUGUCAGAAAGGAAGCCAACACAUUCCACUACCAGUGGGACGGUCCCCAACCGCUCGUGCAGCGACUGCGCGCUGCUACCAGGGACUCUCGACCAAGGAGGGCGUCGGUUGCGGAGCAUGGUGUCAGAUUGAAUAUUGGCCCCAGAACCAUGCCGAAUGCCGAGGCCCGGAAUUACAUUCCGCACGUUGCUUUUCCGCAUGUGUGGGAGUCUCCGUGA